Tetrahymena thermophila SB210 is the source of this 1320-nucleotide messenger RNA. RefSeq names its product diacylglycerol acyltransferase. Gene Ontology annotation, cellular component: endoplasmic reticulum membrane. The record is from RefSeq and is a predicted model, not a curated record. Gene Ontology annotation, molecular function: diacylglycerol O-acyltransferase activity. The transcript has 2 exons. Gene Ontology annotation, biological process: triglyceride biosynthetic process. NCBI's taxonomy places the organism in Eukaryota, Ciliophora, Oligohymenophorea, Hymenostomatida, Tetrahymenidae.
UUUUAAAUGUUUACUGUUUUGUUCAAAAAAAUUAAAAAAGUUCUUUGCGUUAUUGUUUACUAAACAUUACUACAAGCAACUAAAAAAAUGUUAUUAAAUAUAAAAAAUAUCAUUAUUGAUUAGAUUUAUUUUCAUAAUUAACUUUAAAUCUUUUAUCAAUUUAAUCAAAUUUAGAUAAACAAAAUGAAUCAAAGAGUAAUCAAUCUAAAGGAUAAUAGUAAGGGUGCAAGAUUAAAAUCUAUUUUAGGAAUUAUAUUUUAUUUCUAUUGCUCUUACAUUUUAUGCACUUCUUUACUUGGUUAUCUAUUAUAUUAGACUAUAGUACAUAAAUCUAUUGGAUCUUUAGCUAUUAUCAUAGUAGUUUGCACUUAUCAAUAUGGAUUUGCAAAAAAAUCAGAAACGCUCAUUUCAUUUUUUAGAUACAUGAAUCUUCCAAACUAUUUUAACGAGUGGACAUGUACACUUGAAGAGCCUGUGAAGGAAAGUAAAGCUUUGCUCUCAUAUCACCCACACUGCAUAUUUAAUUUUACUUUUAUGUGGAAUGGUGUUCACAAUUGCUAUAAUCAUAUAUUUUUAGCUUCUAGGAUGCUCAUUAAUGUACCUUUCUUAGGUAUAGCUGUUACCUUAAUGGGUGUAUAAAGUGUUGACCCAGGUAAUAUGGCUCGCUUGAUGAAGUAAGGUAAAAACAUAGGUGUUCUUCCUGGUGCCUUCGAAGAAGCAUGCCUAACAAGUUAAUAUGAGCAUAGAAUAUACAUAAAGCAUAGAAAAGGUUUUAUUAAAUAUGCUCUUAAGUAUGGAUAUACUAUAUAUCCUUGUUAUUCAUUUGGAGAAAACUAGGUUUAUUGGACUUUUACUCAUUUUUUGAAGUUUAGAAUGAUAUUGGCAAAAAUGAAGUUAUUGUCAGUAUUGUUUGGAUCAAGAUUUGGUAUAGCUCCUCAUUAUGAUGUUUCAAUGCACUCUGUUGUUGGGAAAGGAAUAGAAUGCCCUUAAAUAGAAAACCCAUCAAAAGAAGAUGUUGAAAAAUAUCACAAAAUCUAUGUAGAUGCCAUAGUAAAUCUUUUUAAUAAAUACAAGAAACAAUUUAAUUAAGAAAAUUAGGAAUUGGUUUUGUACUGAAUUUCUAAAUUAAAAAUAACAAUUUUAGAAACUUGAAAAACAAAUUACAUCAUUUAUGUAUUUUUUUUAUUUUAUAAUCGAAAACAUUCAAUUUAUUCUAAGAUAAACAUAGUAGAAUUUAUGUUUUUUAAUUAUAUCAAAUGUGAAACAUUAACUUUAUUUAUUUAAUAAUAAUAAGAAAUAUUUACGUCAAUUAGAGCUAAU